Molecule: messenger RNA, 1260 nt
Organism: Mycena indigotica
Lineage: Eukaryota; Fungi; Basidiomycota; Agaricomycetes; Agaricales; Mycenaceae
Product: Clavaminate synthase-like protein
Exons: 10
Coding region: 1-1260 (419 amino acids)
Molecular function (GO): dioxygenase activity
Source: RefSeq, a predicted model, not a curated record
AUGGAGCACUUUCCCCUUCUUUCCCAGAUCUCUUACUCUUACUUCGUCGACUUUAUGGACACUCCUGUACAGUUAUUGCUUUCGACUAAGACUCCUGGCCCGGCCGUGGUAGAACGAUUUGGAGCGAGUGUUUGCCCACGAGCACCAUUCUCGCGUCAUUCAAGCCUGACACGACCGACUGCGCCUCACCUUGUGCCGCCGCCCCCCACAGCCGAGAAUCUUGACUAUGCGGAGUUGCCGAUCAUCGACAUUUCACAAUUGAAGACGGCCACUGACGAGGAACGACUGAAGCUCGCUGUGGAGGUCCGGGAUGCGAUGCACGUUCAUGGUUUCUUCUACGUUGUUAAUCAUGGCUGGUCGCCGGAGCAGACAGCGAGGAUCUUCGACAUUGCAGACAUUCCAUUCAGCGCCGUUAGUGCAGAGGAGAAACAAGUAUAUGCCGGAAGAAUGAAAGAGGUGGGGUCGUACCAAGGGUACAAGCUGCGUCAGUAUUGGCACAUCGACAAUGGGGUCCACGAUCAGCUUGAGCACUAUAAUAUCAAUCGCGACAUAACCAAACGCGGCCACCCAGAAGCUGUGCGACCAUUCCUGCCCGAAAUUGAAGCUUUCGCCAGGCACAGUCAUUUCGACGUGCUGCACCCAGUGUUGCGACUGCUCGCGUUGGGACUGGAACUGGCGGAAGAAGAGCUGGUUGACAUGCAUGGGUUUGAUGCCGUCGGAGAGACGUAUGUGCGGUUCAUGAAAUAUUAUCCCCGCAGUCAGGAAGAAGAAAUGAAGACGAACAAUGUUUGGCUCAAGGGCCAUUCGGAUUUCGGCACGAUCACGGUGCUUUACAGCCAGCCAGUUGCCGCGCUGCAGGUUCUCGGGCCCGAUAACAAAUGGCGCUGGGUCCGGCACAUCGAUAAUGCGAUUGUCAUCAAUGCGGGAGACGCUCUCGAGUUCUUGUCUGGCGGGUUUUAUAAGGCAACGAUACACCGCGUUGUCCAGCCGCCUAAAGACCAGCAAGCGCUCACUAGGAUUGGUGCCUUUUAUUUCGGGAUGACGGACGACGCGGUAAAGCUGGCGCCGUUGUCUCAUAGUCCGGUACUUCAGCGCGUUGGGUUUGUCAGAAAGGUUGCCGAUAAGCUGGCGCCGACCAUGGAGGAAUGGAGGAAGGGGAGGACCAGCGCGUAUGGACAGAGCGAGCUGAAAGCUUCAGCCCUCGGGAAAACCGUCGAAGAAGAGGUUAUCAACGGCGUAGUCGUCAAGCAUUAUAGCUGA